CUAGACUGAAGAGACAAAGGAUGAGAAUAAGAGCAAGAAAAGUAAAGACUAUAGAGUGUAGACACCAUUAUCGUUUGUUUUCGAUAUGCAUUGGAGUUGAUUAAUUUCACCCAUCUAUAUAAAUAUACUUGAAGGGGUCCGGGUUCAAAGACGCACAUGAUCAAUGGAACCUUCCCUCUCUCACCCUCUCUGUCUUUCCUUGAUGCUACGCAACGACAGGUCAUAAUAAGUAUCAAGAUUAAUGAGAUCUUACGUCGCUAGAAAGUCGCUAGAUGGUUUUGUCACGUGAUUUCUUAAUCUUAAUGAGUUCAAGAAAAUCACAAGGUCCUGUGCUUUUGUGAAUAGCUAAGGAACGACGAAUCAUAACAUGAGGCUACUCAAUGACGAGCAGAUAAGGCAAUCAGCUCUCGCGCUGCCAUGGAAGUGUGGUUCCAGACCCACCUAGGCCAGAUUUUUCUUCUCUUCUCAAAAUCAUGUUGGGCCUCUUAUUGGGUAUAAUAUAGGCCCACCAGAAUGAAAAAUAUUUGUGCUCCAAUUUUAAAAUUAUAUUUUAAAUCUGGAUAUGUGGUAGAAUUUAAUUAUGUUCGAUUUAGUUGGGAAUUUUUAUUUUUGUUUUUGUAUUUGUUGUCCCCGCCCUACAAAAAGAAUUAUCAUUAUUUUUUGGUAAAAUGUUAAGCUAGAAUGUUAAGCUACAAAAAGAAUUUCAUUAUUUGGCAGAAGAAUACUGUACAUCAUUAAUUGAAUAAGCAUCCUUAACGUAAAGUACUAUUUAUGUACAGUAGUUUUUAGAAACCUAAAUACAAAACAUUUACAUAAUGAACUACUGGAACCUUCAAUUCUUGUUCAACUUUUACUUCUUCUUUUUUUUAGUUUUAUCCAAAAAAAGUGAAGAUGUCUUGAAGUUGUGAAUUCUCUUCAUAAAAAUUUAAAGUGAAAUUUAUUUUGAAGGAUCCCUUUGAUAAUGAAAAGUUAAAUUUUAUCAAAUUAAAUAAUUUUAUUAACUAAUUGUUCUUAAAUUGACGAUGAAAAGCGCAAAAGCACAACCUUAGGUGAUGGAGAUGGUAGAUAAAUACAACUAAAUUAGUAAACACGGCUUUACAUGAACCUAUGUACAUACCAUUCACAAAUCAAACGCGCUUUUAACACUGUUACACUGGUCAUAAUAUUAAAAGUUUUAAUUUAAAACACUCUCACUUCCUUGUUCAUCCCAAUUCGAUGGGGCAUGCUGGUCCAUUUGUGUGUAGUCCCGUCGCUAUCGAAUACAAUAACAGUGUCUGCUGUUUGCAUGUUCAAACCAAAGACCACCGGCAUUGCACGUGUGCUCAAAACUACCAUGCAUGAAGAGAUUCUGAGACUUGUGAUCAUUUUCAAUAAAAGAAUAGUUUCGGAUUCAACCAUAAACAUGUAGAUACAUUGACAAAGAAGCCAUUCAAUAUCAUAAUUUACAUUCCGUGUGGUCCGGUUAUAAUAGAACCUCAAACAUUUUAACAAGUGUAAUGUUAUUAUUUCUCAAAAAGAAAGUGUAAUGUUAUAAUUAUCUGAGUUUCAUUUUAUAGUGUUUUUAAGAAUUAUAGUUGUUAAAAUGUUAAUACGGUGAUUAACUUGAUGACAAAAGUCCAACGCGGUGGAACUACCAGGGUUCGAGUCUCGGCCACUAAAAUCUUAACAUUUAGGCAUCAUGGUAAUACGUAACUAGUCUGGACCACUUUUUUGUGGUUAGAAUACCCUUGUAUAAUUUUAAAAAAAUGUUUUUCUUGGCCCCGGUUAUGCAUCCAGUUCAUAUGAAUGUAACUUCUUGUCCAUUUUUAUUUAAAUGGCCAAAAUAAAACUAGUAAAUGUAAAUUAUCAUAUGUUUAUUUACAUUCUUGUCUUCGUCAUUUUCAAAUUUUCGCAAACCAAAACAUUUUAACUAUUGUAAGAAAAUUAUAAAAUGAAAUAUAGAUAAUAACAACAUUUUCUGACAUUCAAAUAAAUACAAAAGCAUAAUUUUUUCUUCAAAAUUAGAAAAGAAAAAAAGUUAACGUAUCUUACACGUGACGCUUUCAUGGUUUUGAGUUCAGUAUUACUAACCCAUCAUUUAAUCAAAUUUGUUAUCCUUAAAUAUAAACUAAUAAAUUUAAAGAUUAAAAUUAUAGAUCUCUUAUGAUGUUUUAUAUAUAAUCUCAUUCUAAUAAAAUGACGGGAGGAUUACGAAAAUUGUCUAACUUAAAUGUUUUUAAAAGGAUAUGUUUUUUCUUCUUCUGUUUGGUCGAAAAAGAAUAUGUUUUGUUGAUAUAAAAUUACAGAUAGGUAUGCUUUUCCUAAAAUUAUAAAUCUAAAUUCUAAACACGCACACAACACAUACAUUACAGAUAGAUAUGUUUCGUACGCACAAGCUCGCAAAAAUUAAAGGCAGAAGAAUCCUGCUUCGUUCGGCAGUCACUGUUACUCAAUUUGACAGACUCAAAACUAACUUCACAAAACACGCACACAACACGAACAUUACACAUAGAUAGAUAGAUCCGAGAGAGACGCUUUGGAAGAGAAAUAGUGUAACAAUUAGAAACUCUUACGCAAUAGAAAGGAAACAUGUUUGUGAGUUAUUAUGGGGUUGGACUCUAACCACCGUUACUCUAUUUCUCUCUUAUUACGGACCCUCAAACAUUGACAUUUCUCUAUCCAUGUAACCUCUCAAGAGACAAUAGCCCUUUCACCAUCCCUACUCUCUAUCUUGUGAACCAUAAACGUCCCACGUACAUCAAAUGCUCUAAGUAUUAUCAGAAUUAUGCAGCACCAUUGCAUGGUUCUAUAUUAGCCGUCCAUGUGUUGACAAGUCAAGAAGUCACUUAAGCUAGUAGAGCCUUGAGCUGCUUAGAUCCAACACAGCUCUAGGAAAAGUCAAGCGAUCUGAUUCUGGAUACAAGCAUUUCUGCACAUCAUACUGAAACUAUAUUAUAGAAUAUCCAAUGCAUGAAUCAUUGACCAGGAUCACCCUUUCUCCAAGAAGAUUUAGACCCAUUCCUGAACCCUAUCCAAUUCAUAUCUCCUCUAUAUUUCUGCACUUAUUGUCUUGUGGGGUCUCCCAUGAACUUCAAGAACUCUGACACCAUUUUUGUAAUACUUUUAAAAUUUGAAGAUGAACCAUUUAUGAUCAAAAAUAACAGAACCGCAUGAUUGAAUAAAGUACUGUACCAUUUAAAAGUCGACUGUCAUGUUCAAACAUUUAAUGAGGAGCUUUGAUAUACUUCUACUUCGGCAUGUAUAUAUGUAUAUAUAAACCCGUUCUCCACCUUGUACUCUCAUCCCAAUACACAUUUUCUCAUCACAACAUUACAUUCAUCAAAUCUAUAUCUUGUUGAUCAAUCAUCUCCUCCUACUAAAAUGAAGACUAAGUUCAUCAAGUCCUGCGAAAAGAAACUAAAGAAGAUGACAGUCACAACACCUUGUAAGUUUUGCGAAAGAAUUUGCUUGGCGUUCAAGAGGGAAGCUGAGGUGAUACCAAAAGAUGUCCCUAAGGGACACUUGGUUGUCUACGUAGGUGAGGAGUCCAUGAGGUUUGUGAUUAAGAUCAGCUUACUUGCACACCCACUCUUCAAGGCACUGCUGGAUCAAGCACAGGAUGCUUAUGGUUUCAGUGCAGACGCCAGACUAUGGAUUCCAUGCGAUGUGAGCACCUUCCUCGACGUUGUCCGUUGUGCUGGUUCUCCACAGUAUCAGAACAGUUGUAUGUGUAUCUAGGAAGGUUCUUCAAGGAACUCAAGGCAUUCUUUUAUUUAUCCAGAGGGGGCCAUGUUUCCAAAGAGUGGUGGUUAAUGCUAAGCUAUUGCAGUACACUAAUAAUGUAAAACUUUUUGAAUUGAUAUGUUAUCAGCUAGGCAAGCUGUAAACACGAUUAAAAUUAUGUAUCAUUACUUCUCCAGCUCCAUAAAUAUACAUGAAGCCAUUAACGCAAGAAUAGAAGGCAUUAAUCCAUGAAAAUUACUAGAGAAACAUACAAACCAAGUAACUGAAACCAUACAGCUCUUUAACAAAUGUAUGUUAUCUGUGGUGAGGGCAGAAAAAGAGAGAACAUAAUAGUUUGCUUUUCACGCAUCUCAAGACCAAAAGGCAAAACGACCUACAAAACCUGUGUAGUUCUUGAAAGAAUCAGUCGAAAAUAAGAUAUUAUGACCAAGAGUUUAGUCUACGAAUUCGUAAGGGUUGGCCAUGAAAUCCAAAUCAUAGCAACCAAUGUUCCACAUUGCAUCAAUCCAAAGAAUGCAUUAACAUGUUAGUAUUGACAAAAAGAAGAUCAAAAUGGCUACUAGAUGAUAGGUACACUUAAAGCCAAGGGUUAGGAUCUAUUAACCAUUCCCAAAAUGACCACCUUCAUGGUUUUGACAGAAGCAAGAUAUACACAACGGACAUUCUUGUUCAAAUGAGUAGUUGUAUCGUACUUCCUUCACACGUAAUCCUAUGUGCUUACAUACAUCAAAUGGAUGGCAUUCAUAUCAAUCAACUGUACUGUGACUCUAAAACCAAAGGAACCUAGUCAUUGUCAUCUCAACCCAUUGAUCAAAUUCUACAUUUCUCUUCUCCCAAACCUUCUACCUUCUACCUUUUACCUGCGCAUCUUUACACCUAGCUGCUAAGUAAAACACUAACCAAGCCGCCAUGAAGUAAACUUCCAAAGCAGACUGGAUCACAGUAGCAAACCUUCUCCCCCCACAACUCGAAUCAGAACCCAUCUGAACAAAGAAUCGCCUCUAGACACUUAUUAAGCUGCACAGCCUGAUGCAACAGAAGAGACACCACAUACCAAACCUUCCUUCACAAUCUCCCUCGAAUACUCCACGGUGGCAUAACAGCGAAAGGCAUCAGCUUUAACCUCACAAAGGGCCUGAAACUCUCAAAGUCCUUGUCUUCGGACAGAUUAAUUCUACUUUUGUCUGAAUGUAUCGAUGUUCUAAUCAACUCUGAUGGGCCAUAUGGGCUUUUAAUUGGGCCUUAGCAACUGACAAGUUUGAUGUCGAAUCACUCCUAAUAUUUCAUCUCCAUGCAUAUUUUUUUUGUUGGUAAAGCUUGGAGGACUAAUCAUCAAAAUGUAAUUGAUUUUUUUUUUUUUUUUUUUGCUAAAAAUGUAAAUGUCAUUACUAGAAUGAUGGUUUGGUUACAAAUUUUGAACCAGAAUCUGCUAAUUAAAGCCAUUCAGUUCUUAGGAGCUGCAAAAAAAGUAAAAACCCCUAAGAAACUAUGAUUUAGGUCCAUAGCAAACCACUAAUGGUGAGCAAUGAAGCUAAUUUAAAACUAAAACAAGAGACAGCAGAAUUGAUCCCUUACAAAAUGCUUCCUGAUCACCUAAUACGACCAAGAGAAUAGCUACCAGCUGUUCGGACGAACACACACCCGAAGGUGGCUCCAAACGGCUUCAACGGAGGCGCCUGGAAACGGCCCCGGAACACCAGAGGAGGAGGACGCCGAACAAACAGACCCGAAGCUAACGCAGCGAAAAGACAAAGUGUAAUCUCGACAUUCCAACCAGUGAAGAGUAAGAGCAGAAAUCAGGUCAACGCAGGCGGUAAUAUCACCCUCUCAACCGGCCACGGACCUAGAAGAUGUGGUGGAAACAUCGAGAGGAAACACAAAGCUUUCGCCGGGGGCAAAAGAAGGGACGUGAGAACGCAGAAGGAGACUGACGAAAGACUCCUCAACAACAGGCAGCAUCAAUUGUGAGCAGAGCUUCACCUUCAAACAAAGACACCUUCACAGGGUUGUCCUCAAAACCCUCAUUAUCAGCAUCAACAAACGAGAAGGGAGAGCACAAGAGCUCACAGAAGAACGCCAUGGCAGCUGAAUCUCGAACUAAGAACAUAGGUCCUCUGUGGCGAGCCUACACACCACUUUUCACUCAGAGACUAAGAGGAGAAGCUCUACACAUACCUUGGGCCAGCGGUGGAAUAAAUCGAUUGGAGCAAACCUAGAGCCAGGAGCAGCGACGGUGCGUCACAUGAAACUGGUGGUUCACGGACCUCAGAUCUGACCCAGAUCUGAGCACAAUUGACUCAUCCAAGGCUGAUUCAAAGCCCCUGAGGUACCCUCGAUCGACCUCGCCUCGCCGGAACUCCGGAGAAACCAUGAACGCCCAUGGUUCCCGAUAGAUCUAAAGAGAAAUCCAGAGCCACCAAGCAAAGAGGAGAGACAUGAUGAGGAGAGUAACAGGGAGAAGGCUUGGACAUGGGAGCACUGGCAGGGGUGGCGACCGGAGCAGAAGCAUCCGGCCACCGAGACGGUUGAGCAGAAGACGCGGCGGCUAGGUUAAGGUUUUGGGGGAGAGACCCUAGAGAGAAAUCGUCGACGUCUUUCGAUUUUCGUUUUCUUGACUUCUUGAAAUUGUCAAAAAAAAAAAAAUGUAAUUGAUUGCCUUCCAAAUAAUAAGACAUAAACUUGUACCAGAAAUUAAAAGUGAAGUGGAGACAGGCUCUAUUCAACUAACUAGAAAGUCAACUCUGAUGGAUCAGCACUAUCUUUAAUUUGGUUGUAAAGAGUUGCGAUAGACUGCUAUACCGUUAGACCUAACAUUCAAACACAAAAGUUUCAGCUAUGUUUUACCUUAUUCUGAUGCAAUGUCAAAUGAUCAGACCUAAUAUGGUAUGGAUUUCUUUUAAUUUUAUGAGUUUGCUUCCGUUUCGUAUCAGUUAGUUUGUAGUAGUCAGAUGGAAUAGCUCACUUACUGGACUGAUUCUUCCAUGUUAGCCACAGUCUUCUGAGAGUGGAGUCUUAUUAGUGGAAUAUUUUCCAGUCUUAUAAAAAUGAAAUGCAAAUUCUGUGUGUAACCUUUAAAACGGAAUAUUGAUCAUUACACUUUAACAAAUUAAAGUUUUUUUAGUUUCGGUUGAUACUUAUUUUCAAUUAUAAAAAUAGUUCUAGUAUCGAUGUUUCAUUGGGAAGUUUAUAACAAAUAAUGUGUGACUUUAUAAGAGUUUUAUUAUCUUUAAAUGAUUCCAUUAGAUUGAGACUGGUUAAGAUGAUUCCAUUAGAAGUGAAGUUGAUAAACAGUAUCUAAUUAAUGAUCUGUAUCUUCUUAAUAGUUGUCCACUUUGUUAUGGAGACUUCCAUAUACCCAAAUUUGACAAAAUGUAUCAUUUCACACUUGUAACAAGAAAAAAAUGUUCAUUUGAGAACUUACAAUGAGUUUUACAGACAAUUUAUAAACUAGACAAAGACAGAAACCACUUCACAGGCAAUCAUUUGGUAAAAUUAUUCAGACAUUUAAAAAAAAAACUUAAUAGUAAAAAAAAAA
Brassica rapa (field mustard) is the source of this 7258-nucleotide messenger RNA. Its product is annotated as auxin-responsive protein SAUR50. The record is from RefSeq and is a predicted model, not a curated record. Gene Ontology annotation, biological process: response to auxin. Lineage: Eukaryota; Viridiplantae; Streptophyta; Magnoliopsida; Brassicales; Brassicaceae.